UUAGUUGACAGUAUAACAUUUCAGAUUGAUUGCAAAAGAAUUGGAAUUUCUUUAUUCGAGAUUUUUUAAAUAAUGGAAUUUAUAAAAUUUGUAAUUAUGAUUUUUUUCUUGAUUAUUAAAUUAAAACGAAUAGAUGGACAUGGCUCUCUCAUGGAUCCUGUGAAUAGAAAAAGCGCUUGGAGGAAAGGAUUUCCCACACCGGAAGAAUACACGGACAAUGAAAGCUUUUGCGGUGGUAGAGAUGUUCAGCACAUAAUUAAUGGUGGAAAAUGUGGAAUUUGUGGUGAUGAUUACCGAUUACCAAUUCCGAGACCCAGUGAAAAUACUGGAGAAUACGGACUUGGUGUUAUUGUCCAAAUUUACAAUUCGGGUGAGGUAAUAAAUACAGUGACUAAUCUCACAGCCUCUCACAAAGGAGCCUUUAAAUUCUCCCUCUGCCCUUUGGAGACGCCAAAACAACUCGAAGAAGAAGAUUGCUUUUUGCCACUGAAAUUAGCCGAUGGCUCCGAUCAAUAUGAAAUUGGCGAGAGUCCGGCAGGGAUUUUCGACGUUCAAGUUAAACUUCCCGAUGGACUGACUUGCGAAAAUUGUGUUUUUCGCUGGGAAUACAUAACGGGAAAUACUUGGGGCGAUUGCAAUGGGCUGAGUGAGAAAAAUGACUGCGCCCCUCAAGAAACAUUUCGAGGAUGUUCAGACAUCGCUGUUCUAUAAAAAAAAAAAAUCAUCCUCUUCACAUUCAUACACACAGUAAAAAGAAAAUCUUAAUUUAAGAAUAACAAGCUUAAUUUCAGUAACUGCUUCAAUAUUUUAAAUCCUUAAAAAUUUGUGUUAGUUUAUUUUUAGUUUUUAUUUAGUUUUCAUUUUUAGUUUAUUUUCAGUUGUUAGUGGUCCCUGAAGUUAGUGUCAACGCUAAGCGUCAAAAAAUAUUAUUUCCUGUGACAGAAAAUUUUUUUUCGAAGGUUUUAAGUUUUAAAAUCAACUCUGGAAAAUUUUUUACUCCCUAGGGAAAUAAUAAAUGUCAAAUUAGUGACGUUUUCAUUUUCACUAAUUCGGAUUUAGCAUUGGCUGUGCGCCUUAAAAAUUUUGCAAUUUAAGACCUUGUCGCCUUAAAAUAAGACUUUCUUUUUACUGCACUGCAUUUAGAAGAAAAA
Messenger RNA from Leptopilina heterotoma, 1151 nucleotides. RefSeq lists its product as uncharacterized. Lineage: Eukaryota; Metazoa; Arthropoda; Insecta; Hymenoptera; Figitidae. The transcript has 3 exons. The coding region runs from base 73 to 711 and encodes 212 amino acids. The record is from RefSeq and is a predicted model, not a curated record.